AUGUCUGGAAGGACUUUACCUACGUUUACUCCCGCCGAGGUCGAGUUCCAUAACACAUCCAAGUCCUGCUAUGUGACUGUGGGCUCCAGGGUCUACGAUGUCACCUCUUUUGUGGAUGACCAUCCCGGAGGCGGCGACCUGAUCUUGGAAUACGCCGGUAAGGACGUGAAGGAAAUUCUGCGUGAUUCUGUGUCGCACGAACAUUCCGAAGCGGCCUACGAGAUCCUCGAGGAUAGCUUGGUUGGCUUCGUUGCCUCCGCCAACGGACAAUCCACAUCCACGAAUGGAACCGCAGAGACUUCGGAGCAUGUGUUUCCCACCACUGGCAUGUCCCGUGAGGAGGAUUUGUCCGUCGAGACGGAUUACACCAAAGAUUACCAGACUCACAAGUUCCUGGAUUUGAACAAGCCGCUGCUGCUUCAACUUUGGAACAGCGGAUUUAGCAAAGAGUUCUACCUGGACCAAGUCCAUCGUCCACGUCACUACAAGGGCGGCGCUUCGGCUCCCUUGUUCGGCAACUUCCUUGAGCCUCUCAGUAUCACUCCCUGGUAUAUGGUUCCGAUAAUUUGGCUUCCUCCUGUCACCUAUGGAACUGUUCUCGGUCUUGCUGGAUUGGGCAAUGUGCCUGCGGGCGUUGCCUACUGGUUGACUGGUCUCUUCCUUUGGACGUUGAUUGAGUACAUCAUGCAUCGGUUUCUGUUUCACGUUGACAAGUACCUACCCGAUAAUCGUGUUGGUAUCACUCUUCAUUUCUUACUACACGGAAUCCACCAUUACGUCCCCAUGGAUAAAUAUAGACUCGUGAUGCCACCGGCCCUGUUUGUUGUUUUGGCCACGCCGUUCUGGAAAUUGGCACACAGCGUCUUUUUCUACAAUUGGUAUGCCGCUCUUACCGUCUUUUGCGGCGGCGUGUUCGGCUACAUCUGCUAUGACCUGACUCACUACUUCCUCCACCAUCGCAAUCUCCCUCUCUACUACAAGCAACUCAAGAAGUAUCACCUUCAGCAUCACUUUGCUGACUUCGAUAAUGGGUUUGGUGUCACGAGUCGCUUUUGGGACCGUGUCUUUGGCACGGAGCUUGAGAUGCCAUCCCCCAAAGGGGCAAAGGCCCAGUAA
Molecule: messenger RNA, 1116 nt
Organism: Aspergillus melleus
Lineage: Eukaryota; Fungi; Ascomycota; Eurotiomycetes; Eurotiales; Aspergillaceae
Gene: SCS7
Product: fatty acid alpha-hydroxylase
Exons: 3
Coding region: 1-1116 (371 amino acids)
Biological process (GO): lipid biosynthetic process; fatty acid metabolic process
Cellular component (GO): membrane; endoplasmic reticulum
Molecular function (GO): fatty acid 2-hydroxylase activity; iron ion binding; heme binding
Source: RefSeq, a predicted model, not a curated record